Molecule: messenger RNA, 399 nt
Organism: Cooperia oncophora
Lineage: Eukaryota; Metazoa; Nematoda; Chromadorea; Rhabditida; Trichostrongylidae
Source: the annotation of a GenBank genome assembly
AUGAUCGAGCUCGUGCUCUUUGGAGUGUUCGUUCUUGUCACGCAAGCGAUCCUGCUCUGUGGAAGAAAGAAGGCCGGUGCAGAAGCUGGAGCUGAAUCAGCGGAACCCGCGUCUGAAAAGAGUGCUACUGAUGCUGAUGAGAAAGGAAAGACCGAACGCGUGCUAGACAAGUCCAAACUGAAUCCAUUCAUCAACAACAUGCAAAUCGCCGUCCGUGAUCCCAUUAUCAACCGUGCGAUGCAACUUGAACUCGAGAUGCAGGAGAAGCAGACGACCGACAAGCCAUUCAGAAACAUCAUCCGAGCCAACAUUGGCGACUCCGAGGCAAUGGAACACAGCAGUAUGACCUUCAAUAGACAGGUAGGUCUCACAGAAGAGACACUUCAGGAAGAGAAAUAG